This is a messenger RNA of Seriola aureovittata, 5672 nucleotides long. RefSeq names its product fibromodulin b (gene fmodb). Gene Ontology annotation, molecular function: protein binding. NCBI's taxonomy places the organism in Eukaryota, Metazoa, Chordata, Actinopteri, Carangiformes, Carangidae. Bases 2492 to 3532 code for a protein of 346 amino acids. The transcript has 2 exons. The record is from RefSeq and is a predicted model, not a curated record.
CUUUCCCCUUUUACUAGUGCAUAUGUUUUUGAGCAUAUAGACUGAGGUGAGGUUUCAGGAAAACAGCUGACUGCACAUUGUGUAGUGAUGUAGUCGUGGCUAUGUAAGAAUAAUGUUUCUCAUAAAGUCCAUGACAUUUUUCAACUGAAGACUACAACUACAUGUGGAGGGCCAAGUAGUUUAUCCUCAACUAAGUUACACAAUUAGAGAAGAAAAUCAUCUGAAAAGUGUUAAAGUGCUGGUGGGAAGCUCAAAGUGAGACCUGGCCGUCUGCAACCUUUUAAAUGCGGGAAACAUUUGCUCAAGGCGAAACGUCUUUAAGAAAAUGUUAGCGUGCUCAGCUAAGUGCCAUAGCAUUCAAGAGCUAAUAACCGAUUUAUUUAGAGGUAUUUUGUAAACUUUCAUAAACUGAAGUGACAAGUGUUGACCUAUUGGUGGUCCUGGCAAUCCAUCCAACUGUUAAGGAAUAUCUACAGCAGAACUGUAAUUUGGCCAAAAAUGCCCUCAGUCUAAAAAACUAGCAUGCUUAAAUGUGUGGUUUAAGUUUGUAAAUGGAUUAAAUAAAUCAAACAUAGUAUAGUCAACAAGUAUAGUCUUUAGAUUGGAUACAUGCACAUACUCAAAAAGCACCACUCUCUCAUCUGUUUUUUAAGAAUUCUCAUGCAGAAAAUACACAAAUCUGUUUCAAAUUAACAUAUUAACAUUUCAUUACAGUCUCUCCCAUCUCUAGUUUCUUGUUAAAGAUACUCAAGACAAGAGAAUAGUUUAGCUUUACCUUAUGGUACAGCUCACGACAGUGGAACAGCUCCAGGCUGAACGUUUAUUGUGUGCUAUGGUAUAACUGGAACUAUAUAGGAUCUUCAAGCUGUACUUGGAUCCUUGAAUAAAUGACGCCCACAUCUGACUUGAAUGAUAUAAACAUGAUGUUCUAAUUACGAGAUAAUAUUUUCAGCUUUUGCAUCCUGUUUUAAUUCAGAUUUUCUUUUAGAGACACACACACAGAAAACAACGCUGUCUUGCCUGACUAAACGGAUUAACAGGGGAUUUGGACAUUAUUUGAUCAUAACGCGAUGAUAAAUCCAAUAUCAAAAUUGUUUUUAUUGAAACUUUAAUUUCCCCCACUAAUUACCAAUCCUUUGGAUAAAUUGGUCUUGAAGGAUUUCCAUUUAUAAUUAAUGUUGACAGCACAGUUAUAACACAAUGCACAAUGAUAGGCAUUAUUUCUUUAAAUAUAGAAUAACAUCACUUGGGAAAAAAAUGUAUAUUUACUGUUACAUAUUUGGCCUUACUUUUAUGUGCUAUGACUAAAAACCUGCCAAGUCCUUUUGCAAAGAAGUUCCAUCUGUGUUUCCUCAGGUUCCCUCUCCCCUCAAAGGGGAUGUAAUUGUUUCAUGAUUAAGCUCUAUUACUCACUGUACGACUUCUAUUUUCAAAUCAGCAUGUUGUUUUGCGUUUUCUAAAAGAGGGGAAGCAGGCUGGGGAAAACAAACGUAAUUCCUGAAACUCUGCCUCCAAUUCCUGUUCUGGUGAAAGGACAUGAAUGGUGAAGCCCUUUCUGAAGACAAUCUGCAGGAUGUUAAUGGCUCUUCUCUGGCUGCAGGCGCCAGCACAAAUAUAUGUUAACUUUCUCCCCAGCUUGAACACUGUAAUUGACAAAAGUAUAGUGAGUACCUGGAGCAGGCAGGAACAAGAGAAAGAAAAGAAAAAAAAAAGGUUUAAGGAGAAUGAUGGUGAACAAAUAACAGGGUUUGUCAGACUUUUUACAUGUUGAAACAUACAUAUGUAUAUAAUAGAUGAAAGCAUGCUGCGAAUUAAAGGUUAUAUUUUAAACUAUAACUAAGCUGCAUUGUUUUAUGUAAGAAAUAACACUCUACUAAUUAUAGCGUCUAGUCUGGAUCAUUAAUUUCUCUAUACCAUAACCCCCCAACUGCUCCAUAGCCUCCACACCACAACAAUAAACAGCAAACCAGACAUAGAGUGGCCGUGCUAAUGAUAAGGAAUGACACAGUAAGAGAAAACAAGGCUGUUAAAAAGCAGAUGUCUGUACCAGUUCACAGAUGGGAUUGAUACUGACAUGGCUGGAGGUGAUAUGGUGUAGUGUAGGUUCAACAUGCAAAUGGAAAAAUGUAUGUGCUCCAAUGAGACUGGGUGGCUGGGGCUCCAGCUGCGAGGAGAGGGGGGAUAUUUACUCUAUACCAACAACAUAUUCUGCUCAGUCUGAGAAAGACACAAGCAACGUGAGCAAGGAAGGAGGCAUCGUCUCUGAUCAACCAACUGGUAGGUAUACUGUACCUACUUUACUUUUAAAAAAGUGGAGCAAAGAGAAUACAUCUCUACAUGUCCUGGUGUACUGUAGUGUUGGUUGCAAAAUAUUUCAUAUUAUUCAUAUGAUUACUGUCUUGGGAUUGGGUAAUCAUGAAAUAUCCUAAAUGUGACAUCAUAAUAACUCUAAAUUACAUUUUUUUUUCCCCUGGGUUUUCUAUCAGUGAUCAUGCGGACAGUGGUGCUCCUCCUCAUAAUGGGAAUAGUUGAUCUGAGCAUCAGCCAGCGUUACAGCCAGUUCCAAUGGCUGUCACAUCUGCGAGGGCGGCGGUGGCACGCCAGCUGGCAGGCCGAGGAAGUGGACUGCCCCCUGGAGUGCGACUGCCCCUCAACCUUCCCCACAGCCAUGUACUGUCACAGCCGCAACCUUCAGCAUGUUCCCUACGUCCCCUCACAUAUAAAGUAUGUCUACCUGCAGCGUAACCAGAUCACAGGCAUCCAGGAUGGGGUGUUUGACAACGCUACCAACUUGGUCUGGGUUGUGUUGUUUCACAACCAGCUCAACUCAGACAAGAUCGGCAAGAACGUCUUCAGCAAGCUGAAGAACCUGGACCGGCUGCUCCUGGAUCACAAUGAGCUCACCCGUGUGCCUUCUAACUUGCCCAAGUCUAUCACAGACCUGCGACUUGGUCACAACAAGAUCUCGAAAAUCCUCCCAAACUCGUUUGAUGGGAUGGCCGACCUCACUACCCUUCAGCUCCAAGCAAAUGUCAUUGAGGAUGUUGGAGGUGUGUUCAAGGGAUUGAAGUCUCUGACCAUGCUGGAUAUGAGGAAAAACAAGCUGAGGAAAAUCCCUGACAACCUCCCUGAGCAGCUGCAGCAGCUCUACCUGGAGUUUAAUAGCAUAGAGAGUGUGCCGGUAGGCUUUCUCAGCAUGUAUCCCAAACUGCAGUUUGUCCGUUUGGCUCAUAACAAACUGACAGAUAAAGGACUUCCAUCCAGUGUCUUCAAUAUCAGCACACUGGUUGAGCUUGACCUGUCCUUUAAUAAACUGGAGAAGAUCCCUGUUGUCAGUAGGAACCUGGAGAACCUUUAUUUACAAGCCAAUAAAAUCAAAGAGUUUUCCCUGAGAAGUUUCUGCAGUACAAUCGACAUGACAAACUUCUCCAAGCUGAGAAUGCUUCGCCUCGAUGCCAAUGAGAUCAGUGCCAGAGACAUUCCUGCUGAAGCUGCCUACUGUUUGCGCCGUGUUGCCUUUAUUGAUGUGUAGCCUUUGCUCGUCUCUCUUGCUGAUGUGUCUCAAUUCAAUCCAGGGCGUUGCUCCUUCUGUAACACUCAUACCUCAUGUCACCUGACACUAUAUUUACUUUAUGUCAGUCACUGUCCUCUCUAUCAAAACAUUUUUGAGAUAAUGUUUUGUUAAACUGUUAUAAGAGCUACUAUCAUUAUUAUUCCAAAUGUUUAAAAAGUCCUAGCAUUAGUCAACGGGAAAUACCACAGUUGUAUAAUCAUGUAUCCAGAUGAUGGCAAAUGGAUGACAAAGGGAUGACAGACAUCCGUUCAACAAACUAAUUAGAUUAUCAGUUCCAGUAUUCUGGCGAAAAUAAUUCUCCAUAAAUACGUUGUAGCUGAUGACAACAAGUUCUGCUUGUGUCAUGUCUGGCAAUGUAUAACCUGUAUAAAACUGCCAGUCAUCAGUGUGAGAUUCAGUUUGGCUAUUUGCCUCCACCAUGCGGCACAGGAUGAUAAAACAGUAGGUUGAGCAGUGACGAUUUUCAUUAUCUCCCCCAAGGAGGUUAUGUUUGUUUAUUCGUCAUCAGGAUUAUGCAAAAAAUACUGAACUGAUUUGGACCAAUCUUGGUCGAGGGAUGGGGCGUAGGCAAGGAAAGAACCCAUUACAUUUUUUUUAUCACUGUGCCUUACCAUUGCGAAAUAGGGUGUUCUUUGACUUUUUUGUCAAUAUUUGGCCUCGGCGGACGCCAUUCUAGUUGUUAUUAUUUGGUAAGGCCACUUUUUAACCUACAACCAGUGCAUAUUUAAUAAACAGUUUACUACUUGUUGUGACAUCUUUAGAAUAAUUUUACUUUAAAAACUGCUCAUAAAUUUUCCAUCAACAUGUAACAUUUAAAGUUAAGUGAUCAACUGUUUUGCUAACCAUAUGUUGUUUUCCAGACUGUCAUUACUGUGUUAACUGUUACCUAAUGUUUCAGUUGUUUUUUUGGGGUUUUUUUUUUGGGAACUCUGUUUCAGUAACUCACUCACUUUUGAAAAAUUUGUGCAGGUUGUAAUUUCUGAGCCAGUGCACAUUGUACUGUAUAUCUCAUAGAAAUAUGUACUUGACAGAGAGAUUAAGUCAGUAAGCUUUUUAACCUGUGACUUGACAUGACUUGAUUUAUAUCAACUUUGUGAAAAAACUUUGAAUAAUGCAUUUUUGUAUAAAGUGAAUUGUUUAUCACUUUGUACCUAUUAUUACAUCUGAGUGGGGAAAAAAACGGAUAUAUUUUUAGCAUCAACAAAAUGUUCUGUUUCAUCUAAUUUGAAAAUAAAAGAGACUGAGAGUAUGGGAGAGAGAAAAAUGCAGCAGCCUUAUUAACAAUUCUAAAAGGACAGCUCCUACGUAUUUAUUGUUGAGGACAACUUUCCUUUUCAUCUUCAACAGCUGCCUUUAAUCCUCUGCAGAAAGGCACUAAAUUGAAUUAUAGAAAUACUUUCCUUGUUUGGUAAUUGAGCAGUGUCUAGGGAUGAAGAAUGGAUUACUGCCAGUGCAACAGUGGUUUGCACACUGAUAAGCGGUAGCCUGUGAAAUUAAGUGAGUUAUAGAUCAUGUUAUAUUGCAGGCUGCACACAGUUCUGCAGAGGCUGUGGGGUAGGGCUGUGUUGUUUUUACUCUUCUGCUUCCUACACCGUUUCUUCAAAAACAAAGCAGAGGCUAGCACACAUGCACAUGAUGACAUGUCGGAAUCUUUCAACAUGAUUUACUAAUGUGGUCUUCUUAGGCUGGACCAUCACGGAGUAAACACUGGUGAAAGUCAUGACAGCAUUAGGGAAUACACAUACACUGCCCUCCUUCUCUCAGUCAGUGUUAUUCUGUUACAUGUAGUAAUGAUUAAAUGUCAUGUAUGCAUAUGUGUAAACUGUAGUAGCCGUUAAACCCAUCAAUUCCUGUCCUUCCCUGUGCAGUGAAGACAUUACUUAUGAAGCUGCAGCAGCGACUGGUGUAUAUCUAUCGAAAUUGUUUCUCCACCUCUCUGCAAGUAAGAACAACUCAGUGUGUUUGACCAAUAACAGAAUAUUCUCCAGAGUUCAUGUUGAAACUAUUAAUACUGUUUUGCAAUGAAACUCGAUAUAAAAAUCUUUGGUCAUAACUUUGGUCAUAUUUUAAACAUUAAAAUUGAAUUACUUAAAAGUUG